GAGUCCGGCCCCCGCGGCGGGACCCGUGUUUCAGCAUGAGCCUCAGUGACGGGAAGCAGUUGCAGUGUUGAGUGACCAUCACCGCAGUCCUGGGCCCAAGGGGAAACCUGAGCCUUGCGCCGCUCUCACCCGUUCCUCCGUGCUCCACUGCUCCUUGCUGUGACUCCUUCCAGCUGGCCCUGUCCCCUGUGGGCCCCUGUCCGCUCAGCACAGGUGCCCAUUGCUCCCUGGGUACCUCCAGCAUUGUCCUCAGACAUCAUCACCCGCCUCUAACACCCUUCUAUCUGCCUCAGGAAUCUGGCCCUCCUAGAAAGCGUGAGAGUGGGUGCACCAGGGCCUUCUACCACUUCACUCCAGAUGUACGCACCACUUUGUGCAUCUGGCUUUAUGUGGGUACUGGAGAAUUGAAUCCAGGCUGUCAGGCUUUGCAAGCGAGUGCCUUUACCUGCUGAGCCAUCUCUCCAGCUGCACCCUAUCUUUUGAUGAACCCCGAGUAUGGUGAAGUGCGUGAGAACCAUGGAUCAUGAAUGCACAUCUGUGUUUCCGUAUCACAGGCCCCGUCCGGGCUGAAGCUUGCAGAGGAUGGAAACACGCGCCCAGCAAUGUCACUGGGCCGUCUCCUUCGCAGGGCCUCCUCUAAGGCCUCAGACCUCCUGACCCUCACUCCUGGGGGCGGCAGCGGGGCCCCCUCCAUCCUGGAUGGAGACGUCAUUUACUCCAAGAACAAUGUCUGUGUCCAUGCCCCUGAGGGGCUGCAGGGCCCAGGGGAGCAUCACCCAGGGUACCUGUGCCUGUACACGGAGAAGGACGAGCUGCUGGGGGCCACGCUCAUCCUGGCGUGGAUUCCAAACUCCCGCAUCCAGAGGCAGGAUGAGGAGGCCCUGCGCUACAUCACCCCGGAGAGCUCCCCCGUGCGCAAGGCACCCCGACAUCGGCGUCGGCGCAUCCCAAGCUCCGAGGUCCCCCACCAGCCCUCUCCCACUGAGCCAAGGCCUCCCCUGACCCCCAAAGACGGGGACAUCCUGGUGGUGGCCCAGAGCACCCAGGACGCUGUGCACAUCGGCCCUUCUGCGGAGGACAGGGAGAAGGUGGCCCAGGGCCCAGGGGAGGAUGGGCCCCUCCGCGCCUCACAGCCUGCCCACAGCGACUCUGGAAUCUUGUCUACGGUCGGUGCCCAGGAUGGGACGGAGGACGGCCGGGAGCCGAAACCUGAGGCUGGGGAGGAAGAGGGCUCCUUGGAGCUGUCAGCUGAUGGUGUGAGCCGGGACAGCUCCUUCGACUCGGACUCAGAUGCCUUCUCCUCACCCUUCUGCCUCUCGCCCAUCAGUGCGGCCCUGGCAGAGGGCAGUGGCUCCGCGUUCCUGGAGAGUGAGGGCAGAGAAGCAUGUGGCCCUUACACCACCUCCUCUGCCAGCUCCCCCUCCAGCUCCGAUGCCAAUCUGCGGUUCCCGGACAGCAAUGGCCUCCUGCAGACGCCACGCUGGGAUGAGCCACAGCGGGGCUGCGCCUUGGAGCAGAUCUGUGGCGUGUUCAGGGUGGACCUGGGCCACAUGCGCUCCCUGCGCCUCUUCUUCAGCGAUGAGGCCUGCACCAGUGGCCAGCUGGUGGUGGCCAGCCGAGAGAGCCAGUACAAGGUUUUCCACUUCCACCACGGCGGCCUGGACAAGCUCUCCGAGAUUUUCCAGCAGUGGAAAUUCUGCACCGAGACGCACCUCAGGGACCAGCAGGUUACGGAUGAGAGAACGCGCAUGCAGUUCUCCAUCCGAAGGCCCAAGCUGCCUUCCUCCGAGACCCACCCGGAGGAGAGCCUGUACCGGAGGCUGGAUGUGUCCGCCUGGCUCAACCACCUGAACGAGCUGGGCCAGGUGGAGGAGGAAUACAGGCUGCGCCAGGCCAUUUUCUUCGGAGGCAUUGAUGUGUCCAUCCGGGGAGAGGUCUGGCCCUUUCUGCUGUGUUACUACAGCCACGAGUCCACGUCAGAGGAGCGUGAGGCGCUGAGGGUGCAGAAGCGGAAAGAGUAUGAGGACAUCCAGCAGAAGAGGCUCUCUAUGACCCCCGAGGAGCACCGAGCCUUCUGGCGCACUGUGCAGUCCACCGUGGACAAAGACGUGGUUCGGACAGAUCGGAGCAACCAGUUCUUCCGAGGGAAGGACAACCCAAAUGUGGAAAGCAUGAGGAGGAUUUUGCUGAACUACGCUGUCUACAACCCGGCCAUUGGCUACUCCCAGGGUAUGUCGGACCUCGUGGCGCCCAUCCUGGCUGAGGUUCUGGAUGAAUCAGACACCUUCUGGUGCUUUGUGGGAUUGAUGCAGAACACCAUCUUUGUCAGCUCUCCUCGGGAUGAGGACAUGGAGAGACAGCUGCUGUACCUGCGGGAGCUGCUCCGGCUGACGCAGCAACGCUUCCACCAGCACCUGGUCUCGCUGGGCGAGGACGGUCUACAGAUGCUCUUCUGCCACCGCUGGCUUCUGCUCUGCUUCAAGCGGGAGUUCCCCGAGGCCGAGGCCCUGCGGAUCUGGGAGGCCUGCUGGGCCCACUACCAGACAGACUACUUCCACCUGUUCAUCUGUGUGGCCAUUGUGGCCAUCUAUGGGGAUGAUGUCAUCGAGCAGCAGCUGGCCACAGACCAGAUGCUCCUGCACUUUGGAAAGCUGGCCAUGCACAUGAAUGGGGAGCUGGUGCUCAGGAAGGCCAGGAGUCUGCUGUACCAGUUCCGUCUUCUGCCGCGGAUCCCCUGUAGUCUUCACGACCUGUGCAAGCUGUGUGGGACGGGCAUGUGGGACAGUGGGUACAUGCCCGCUGUGGAGUGUGCUGGCCACCAUCCAGACUCAGAGAGCUGUCCCUAUGGGGGCACAUUGGAGGCGCCUUCACCCAAGCCCUCAAGAGAAGGCAAGAAGGGCCCCAAGACGCCACGGGAGGGCUUUGGCUUUCGUAGAUAGGAGAGUCUCUGCCCUGAUGGAGGGGCGCGGGGACCGACGGGAGGUCCUGGACAUGUGGGAAGGGUGUGGAAGGGGUUGGAAGGAAGAAGCAAGCAAAUGCCUCUGGCGAAUGUGAAGAGAGCUUUGUCAUGACUGUGAAAAUCAGAGUGCAGAAGUGACAGAAGGUGGCAGCCACUCCUGAAAAGCUAACACAAGAUGCCUGGGUGCAGGCUGUGGCCCUCAAGCCAACGGGCGGGCUUGAGGAUUUCUGCACGGUUCAGCCAGGCAGUAGGCAAGGUAGGGACUCAAAAAGUCCUCGUACAGCCACCAGCAUGGGGGUCUGGAAGGAUGCAGGGCCGAACGUCCUGUCUGGGCCCAGAGACGCCCCCCGAAACAACACACUUCCUCAGCAGACGGCAUGCUUUCUGAGCCAAGCACACGUCCUCAGCUUCCAAAGCACAGCUGUAGAACUGGUGUGAAGACAUCUGGAGAAAAAACAAGCUCAGCUGACUGACUCCAGAGCAGGCGUGCAGAGGUGGCUUCCCGCACUCUCUGUGUCAACACCUUUGCCCUGCUGUGGGAAGAACGUGCCCACCCUGAGCCAGAGCUGCUGGCUGGCGGACAAGUGUCAGGUGCCCGUGGGUGUCUGCAGUCACCUCAUCAAGUACAAUAGCUUACUGGGCCCUGCAUGUGCAACUAUAAGGUUCUCAGAGGAGAAUCUGCUUGGUCCUGGGGCAGUGUAUUAACUGCCCAGACAAGGCAGAAAGCACCUGGAAGUGCCAGGCAGGGGCUCCCGCCUCUCUGCGAGGCCCAGGCUCCUGCUGGGUCCAUUGGCUUUGUGUUCAUCAGUGACUUGGGGGACCGGGCAGCUCUCGGGCUCUCUGCCUCUUCAGAGGGACCAGAUCUUCUAGCACUGUAUCCCCAAAGGCUGAAGACCAGCUGCCUCUUCAGGACUGAGGAUGGACAGACAGACAAGGGCUUGUCUCAUAACCUGUCUCAUGAGAGCUCCCAGCCAGUGCGUGGAAAGACAGUGGGAGCAAGGAGCCUUGAUUUCCUGCCAAGGGCAGAUUGAGGGCUAUUUUCAUUGAAGUGUGGCACUGCAGGACAGUGCCAGGCUUAAAAAGUGUUCAUCAGCAGAAAAGGGGGGGGGAGGGUCUCUCACCAGCCAUCUCCCUUCUCAGCUUCCCUUUCCCUAUAAGGCCCUCUCUCUGCAGGAACUCACGAGGAUAUUGGACCCUCUAUUCAAGAGCCCGUUUCAUGGGUCCUUCCUGGUGGCCUGUUGGCAUCCAAAUAUCAGGGUACAGGCCAAUGUGGUUCAGCAAUAGGACCCUAGGGGGAGGCUUGUCAUCCACCUUGCUUUCUGUGCGGGCUCGUUCCCUGGGUAAGUGGCUGGAACUAAGCAGGCCCGUCUUUUGCCCUGACUCCCCUCUGCCAGCCAGAGCCACACACAGGCAUGCCAAUUGACCAUUGCCAUAGUAACGCUACGCAGGGGCGAAUCCCAGUGGUCUAGAACCAGGCACAUCCCAGCUAGCAUGUGGGCCCGUGGGUCAGCAGCCCAGGAUUGGCUGUUCUGGUCUUGGAUGGGCUUGCUCACUUCAGCGCUGACUGACCCCGAAGUCCCAGGGGAGUACUGAGGGCACAAGGGUGAGGUGUAUUGUUGAUCUGUGGUUCUCAGGUCCUCCUGGUAAGAGGUGCGGAGGCGAAAGGGGGCAGGUGCCUUUCUGAGCUUUGAUGGGCAUGACGCCUCCCAGCUACCCUGUGGGCAAGGCAGGUCAAGUGGCUGGACUCAGCUUCCAGUGGUGGGAAAGUGACUUCCUCCUACUCAGGUCCUGUCUGCAUAGUCAUGUGGCAGAAGCCAGGGGGUUUGGAUCAUUUUCCCAAGACGUCUUGGUCUGGCUCGUACCCUCCCAGGGAGGAAGGGCCAGCUCUGCCCUCACUCCCGUCAAGAUCACACCCCUAUCUGCUGCAGCCCAACUCCUGAGCCCUGCACUGCUCUAUGGGGGGCGGGGGGGGAGCAGAAGGAGCAGGUCUGGGGAGGCUCACCAGGGGAAGGCCUUCCUCACUCUGGGUCACCAUGUCCCGCAGUCUCCCUCACUGCUCUUCAAGUCCCGACCUGACUGACCAGCUGCCACCUCGCGCCAGGUGUCCCCACCCUGCCCAUGGACUGUCAGGGCCCUUAUGUCACCUGCAGCGUCACGCCAGCUGGAGACUCUGAAGCUAGAUCUGGGUGUGCAGCGCUGUGGAGAGGUGGAGAGGCCCGCCCCUGCAUAGCAACCUUAAUCUGGAUGCAAUUAGAGGAAACCAGCCAAAAAACCCUGCGGCAGCUGUUACCCCAGGAUUCUUCCCAGCCAGCAAAAGGCAUUAGGGUGAUAAUUCAGUAUUAGACUUCGAGCCUUCCCACCGCCAAGACGUGCAAAUCACGGGUAAUCAGCCCUCACACCGUUCUCGGCCACACUGCUUAUUUAACCCAUUUUUUAAAAUGACACUUAAUGUUAUUGGCCAGCGCGUGCGUGUGCACGCAUACUUAAAAGUUAGCUCUGCCGCUAAUGUCUGCAUUGACAUCACUGACUGAUGUCCCAGGUCUCUGGGAGGGACGGCGCCUUUGCUGUAUGCAUGCUGGCACUUAUGGGCAGCAGGUGAGAUGCGAUGCCCACUGCCUCUGGCUCACCAGCUAGGGAGGAACGAUGCGGAGGGUCGGCAGGGGCUAGCGAGACAUGAUGCUAGGGUUGGAGUAGGGGUGGCAGCUCCUCCAACCAGGACAGAAGGUGUCUUCACUGGGCACAGAGGGGACGCCUCUCCCAUCAGGAGGCCUGGCUACUUCUGCCAAGGAGGCUGAAGUCCAGUGGGGGCAUCCUUGGGCUGGGCUGUCUGCAGACAGCAGUGCAUGGCCCCUGACCUGCCAGGGUCAGGGAAGAGGGAGGUUUAAAUCCAGGAGCAGAGAAUGUUGACCUUGUCCUUUGACCCUUCCCUGACAGCCUGUGUGAGGCCUGCUGGACCGCAGGGGGACAUGGUGUCUAAAUGAGGGUCCCCUGGGAUUGGGGCCUUUGAUAGGUGGCCCUGGGCACAAGGGGUGGUGGCAACAGGGAAGUGGGAUGAGGACUACAGUCUGGGUUGGGGGGAUCAGUUUUUUUUUUAUCCGUUCGCAGUGCUAGGGAUGGAACCAAGGGCCUUUGCCCACACUAGGCAAGUGCUCUACCACUGAGCUACAUCCCCAGCCCCUGGUCUGAUUGUUUGGAAACAUUAACUCAGGUGGGGGCCAGCCCCCACAGCGACAGGAACCCAUAUGUGGCUGCCUGCAUGUCGGCACCCUACAAUGGCCUGGCAGAGGGCAGGGGACACCCAGGAGGACAGCCCUGCCUCGAGGGAAGGAGCGUGAACAGAAUCCCCUGGGAAAACGCACACGGACAUGGCAUGGGCUGGGUCAGAGUCAGGCCAGGCCCUGCCACCCGGUGGAGCCACAGGAAGGGCACGGAGGAGCUGGGCUGAGGCUGGGCCUGCCCUGCCCUGGAGUCCCUGGAGAGCCAUGAAAACCCGAGGGAGUCUGCUGUUCUUGUGUUUCCAACCAGGCUGCGCUGUCGAGCUGGGUCAUCCUGGGUAGAGGGAACCAUCCAGACCUAAGCCAGUGUUGCCCAGAGCGUCCCCUGGGUGAUAAGCCCUCGAAGCCUCGAUUUCCCAUCUGUAAAGGGGGAGCAAGGGCUUGCCUGACUGCAAUGAGGAGGAUCCGCCAUGGCCCUGGGACCUCACCUGCCACUCAGGGACGAGCCGCUGGCCUUAGCCUUCUGCAGCAGCGGCCGCAAGGGGCCGUUGUGUGCUCAGCCGGCUUGGACUCAGCAAACCCAUUCCUCCCCCCUCCGCACACCCACCUCGCUGCGCGUCCUCCGCGGACGGCCAACCUCUCUGUGCCUCCUUUGCAAAGUUCACUCCAUGCUGCCCACUCCUGCCCUGAAGAAAAAUGAGCCUGGCCCAUGCGUGCUUGGGUGGGUGUGCAAAUCUCUUCCACAGAUGGUCUCAGCCCUCAGCUGUGACGAUCUCUGGGCUGAGGACUCUGGGGCCCCUGCAGACACCUGCCGCCACCUGGCCUUUAAAUACACCGUGUUCAGUUUCCAGGCAGGAAGGCGCAUUUCAACUCGCAUGAGCAAUCAACUCUCAUGACCUUCUCUUCUCCAGCACUCUGGGCAUUAGGAGUACAGUUUUUUAGGGAAAAGUUUUCAUGAAAUUUCUAUUACUGGGAGAUGACUGCUGUCUACGGUGUGUGAUUUGUUCUGCUUUUUUUGUUGUUGUUGUUGUUUGUUUUAACCCAAUCAGGGUUAGGACUUGUCAUCAUGACCCCUGUUAGCCGCUGCUCUCAUGAAUUCCACACUAAAUAAAAUUGUAUUGCAACAAG
Molecule: messenger RNA, 7302 nt
Organism: Jaculus jaculus (lesser Egyptian jerboa)
Lineage: Eukaryota; Metazoa; Chordata; Mammalia; Rodentia; Dipodidae
Gene: Tbc1d16
Product: TBC1 domain family member 16
Exons: 14
Coding region: 528-2939 (803 amino acids)
Biological process (GO): activation of GTPase activity
Cellular component (GO): early endosome
Molecular function (GO): GTPase activator activity
Source: RefSeq, a predicted model, not a curated record